AUGAAGAGAGCAGCUGCGUCGACAGGGAGCUUGGCAAAGCGACAGCGCCCAGGCAAAGAUGCGGAAGCAGACCUGCCAGAGGAAGGCUGCAAUCCUGCUCGCGGCAGUGGCAUGGUGGUGUGGUACAGUGGGCGCCGCCAAACUGGCCGAGUGCUGUCUGAUGAUGGUGUGGAGAUGACGAUACCUGUGGGCGGCGCCAUGAAUCGAAAUGUGGUUCCGCUGACUCCCAGCGGCCUGAUGCAUGGCACUCGUGUGCGCUGCAUGCCCGUCAGACGAAACGACAGCUGGCAUUGCAUCUCGGUACGCCCGAGUGAAACCGUUCAACAUGGUUUGACUGUGGGUGUGGACAAGCAGGGAGGUAGUUCCGAAGACCAGAGCCAUCUCUCUGCAGCUGAUGUAGCGGACAUGGGCUUUCUCAUUGGCAUCCUGGAUGGACACUGUGGGGGUGCCAGUUCCGCGCACGUGGCGAAACGGUUUCCCGCCAUUCUCCAUGAUGUUUACAACUACGAGCUGAGCCAAAAAGGAGGAGCGGCGGCGCUUCGUGGCGCGCAGGAGGCAGAGCUCCUUCGAGACUCGCUUCGAGGUGCUUGCCGCGCCGCCGAGAGGGACUUGAUGAAGGUGGCGUCUGAAGGCCAUUGGACCGAUGGGACAUCCGCGGUUUUUGCGUUGCUGGCACACGGCUUUGAAAGCCAGAGUGCGAGAACCGUGCCCGGCUGCGCGGGUGAGGCCAAGCUGUUCUUGGCAUGGUGCGGCGACAGCCGGGCGCUGUUGCUGCAUGGCCACAAAGUCUUGGCCCUUUCGCACGACCACGUUCCAUCGAGGAAGGAGGAGUACAACCGGGUGAAGUCUGCAGGAGGCAAAGUUCUCGACUUCGGUGGCACCCUCAAGGUGGGACGAAGAGACAAGUACAAAGAAAAGAAGUCAUCAGGCUCUUUCAACGACCUGCUCUGGCUGCACACGACGCGGUCGUUUGGCGACAUUCGGUUGAAGGCGCCCUUCAACAUUGUGACAUGUGAGGCAGAGGUUCUAGUCCGAACGCUGAGCCCGGAGGACUGGGCCAUCGUUCUGGUGUGCAGCAAGGUGACGUCCAAGCUCAAGAACCAGGACAUCGGGGACAUCUGCAAAGAGCAAUUUUUGCAGGGAAAGGACCCCGUGGCUGUCAGUCAGGCAUUGACGCUUGCUGCGAGGAAGCGUGGCGCGAUGGGCAAUCUGACCUGCGUCGUGAUGCGGCUGGGUUGGACGGCUUUGCAGCCUCACUGGCUCACUGUUGCUGUUGUGGUCGCGACCCGGUGGCUUGACUUCCUGCCGUGCGCUUGUCGCCUUGCCCGGCCGUUGCUGGAUGCCUCGCGCCAUCUGCUGGAUGUAGUGCCAACGCCACGGCGGCCUGUGCUGCAACGAGCGAUGAUGGCGGUGCUUGCGCUUGAGGCAAUGGGCAACCUUAGCCGCUUCGCGCUGCUGCUGCUCCUCUUUGUGACACUCAGCACCGUGGUGCUGCGGUGCCUCAGAUCCCGAUCUUCGGAGUUUGUUGAGCUGGGGCUGCUCCUCUCUGACAAGAUCGACUUGGUUUGGGAGCGCGUGCAGGGCUUCCAAGAGUAUGUCCGAGACCUCUCAGCAAACCGAAACGAGGCUCGGAAGGUGAGAGGCGCACCGUCGGGAGGCUUGGCGUCCAUCCAACAUACCCUGGGCUCCGUGCUCAGGUGUGGCAAGCAUCCUUGGGGUUCAUACUUUGCUCCUCCCAACAUUAUCUGGCCACUGCUUCGGGAAGUCAUGGGCGUCAAGGUGCCUGGAUCCGGCCAGCUGUCGAUACUCGGCCAGGAGUUUCAGGCCCUGCCAUGA
Molecule: messenger RNA, 1836 nt
Organism: Symbiodinium natans
Lineage: Eukaryota; Dinophyceae; Suessiales; Symbiodiniaceae
Source: the annotation of a GenBank genome assembly